AUGCAUUUGAUGUACACACUCGACUCUGAGGGCAAGCGAGUCUAUACCCUUAAGAAAGUCCUCAACGGCCAGGUCACCAAAUCCGCCCACCCUGCCAGAUUCUCUCCCGAUGACAAGUACUCGAGACAAAGAGUUACCUUGAAGAAGCGCUAUGGGCUACUUCUAACCCAGCAAGCUGGUAUGUGA
This is a messenger RNA of Nannizzia gypsea CBS 118893, 186 nucleotides long. Its product is annotated as H/ACA ribonucleoprotein complex subunit 3. Gene Ontology annotation, molecular function: telomerase RNA binding; box H/ACA snoRNA binding. Gene Ontology annotation, cellular component: box H/ACA telomerase RNP complex; box H/ACA snoRNP complex. The transcript has 2 exons. Lineage: Eukaryota; Fungi; Ascomycota; Eurotiomycetes; Onygenales; Arthrodermataceae. The coding region runs from base 1 to 186 and encodes 61 amino acids. Gene Ontology annotation, biological process: ribosome biogenesis; positive regulation of telomerase RNA localization to Cajal body; rRNA pseudouridine synthesis. The record is from RefSeq and is a predicted model, not a curated record.